CGGUUAGCAACCAGGCGGCGGGAGCGGUGCGGUGUGGGCUGCUUUGCAUUAUGUGCCGCUCGGCCCUGGCUUUUUUUACUGCCGCAUUAGUCUGCUUGCAAAACUGCAGGCCAUGUCCUGCCCCAUUCCUCCGGGCGGCCUGGGUGUUUUCAGUUGUUCUUGGACUGGGCCAAAGUGAAGAAAACAGAUGUACAUCUUCGAAUGCAGUGUCCUGCACCAAGUGCCUUGCACUGGGUCCAGAAUGUGGAUGGUGUGCUCAAGAGGAUUUCAUUUCAGGUGGAUCAAGGAAUGAACGCUGUGAUAUUGUUUCCAAUUUAAUAAACAAAGGCUGCUCAGUUAAUUUGAUAGAAUACCCAUCUGUGCAUGUAAUACCAAGUGAAAAUGAAAAGAAUACCCAGGUGACACCAGGAGAAGUGCUGAUCCAACUGCGUGAAGGUGCUAAAGCUAAUUUUAUGCUGAAAAUCCAUCCUCUGAAGAAAUAUCCUGUGGAUCUUUAUUAUCUGGUUGAUGUCUCAGCAUCAAUGCAUAAUAACAUUGAAAAAUUAAAUACAGUUGGAAAUGAUUUAUCUAGAAAAAUGGCAUUUUUCUCCCGUGACUUCCGCCUUGGAUUUGGCUCAUAUGUUGAUAAAACAGUUUCACCAUAUAUUAGUAUCCAUCCAGAAAGAAUUCAUAAUCAAUGCAGUGACUACAACUUGGACUGUAUGCCUCCCCACGGCUAUAUUCAUGUGCUGUCUUUGACGGAGAAUAUCACUGAGUUUGAAAAAGCAGUUCACAGACAGAAGAUUUCUGGAAAUAUAGAUACACCUGAAGGAGGUUUUGAUGCUAUGCUUCAGGCAGCUGUCUGUGAGAGUCAUAUUGGAUGGCGAAAAGAAGCUAAAAGACUGCUGCUGGUGAUGACAGAUCAGACAUCUCAUCUUGCUCUUGACAGCAAAUUGGCUGGCAUAGUGGUGCCAAAUGACGGAAACUGCCAUCUGAAAAACAACGUCUACAUCAGAUCAACAAGCAUGGAACAUCCCUCCCUAGGCCAACUUUCAGAAAAAUUAAUAGACAACAACAUUAAUGUCAUCUUUGCUGUUCAAGGAAAACAGUUUCAUUGGUAUAAGGAUCUUCUACCCCUCCUGCCUGGCACCAUUGCUGGUGAAAUAGAAUCAAAGGCUGCAAACCUCAAUAAUUUGGUAGUAGAAGCCUAUCAGAAACUAAUUUCAGAAGUGAAAGUUCAGGUGGAAAACCAGGUAAAAGGCAUCUAUUUUAAUAUUACUGCCAUCUGUCCAGAUGGGACCAGAAAGCCAGGCACAGACGGAUGCAGAAAUGUGACAAGCAAUGACGAAGUUCUUUUCAAUGUAACAGUUACAAUGGAAAAAUGUGAUGUCACGGGAGGAAAAAGCUAUGCAAUAAUCAAACCUAUUGGUUUCAAUGAAACCACUAAAAUUCAUAUACACAGAAACUGCAGCUGUCAAUGUGAUGACAGCAGAGGACUUAAAAGAAAGUGUGUAGAAGAAACUUUUCUGGAUGCCAAGUGUUCCCAGUGUGAUGAGAAUAAAUGUCAUUUUGAUGAAGAUCAAUUUCCUUCUGAAAGUUGCAAGUCACACAAGGAUCAACCUGUUUGCAGUGGUAGAGGAGUUUGUAUUUGUGGGAAAUGUUUAUGUCACAAAAUUAAGCUUGGAAAAGUGUAUGGAAAAUACUGUGAAAAGGAUGACUUUUCUUGUCCAUAUCACCAUGGAAAUUUGUGUGCUGGGCAUGGAGAGUGUGAAGCAGGCAAAUGCCAGUGCUUCAGGGGCUGGGAAGGGGAUCGGUGCCAGUGCCCAUCAGCAUCGACCCAGCACUGCGUCAAUCCAAAGGGCCAAGUGUGUAGUGGAAGAGGCACAUGUGUAUGUGGCAGGUGUGAAUGCACCGAUCCCAGAAGCAUCGGCCGUUUCUGUGAACAUUGUCCCACAUGUCACACAGCCUGCAAUGAAAACUGGAAUUGUGUGCAAUGCCUUCACCCUCACAAUCUGUCUCAAGCUAUACUUGAUCAGUGUAAAACCUCAUGUGCUCUCAAGGAACAGCAUUAUGCAGACCAAAUGUCAGAAUGUUUCUCUAGCCCAAGCUAUUUGAGAAUAUUUUUCAUCAUCUUCAUAGUUACAUUCUUGAUUGGGUUGCUUAAAGUCCUUAUCAUUAGACAGGUUAUACUACAAUGGAAUAGUAAUAAAAUUAAGUCCUCGGCAGAUUACAGGGUAUCAGCCUCAAAAAAGGACAAGUCAAUUCUACAAAGUGUUUGCACAAGAGCGGUCACCUACCGACGUGAGAAACCUGAAGAAAUAAAAAUGGAUAUUAGCAAAUUAAAUGCUCAUGAGACUUUCAGGUGCAACUUUUAAAAAGAUAAAAAAAAAAGUACUUUAUAGGAAACUGGAUUUUUAAUAAUUGCUCCUACAAAUUUUUUGAGAAGUCACAGAGGAGACAAAUUUUCUAGAUCAUGCCAGUUGCUAGUAUUUCACUCGAUUGAAGACUGACAAGCAUCCUCAUCAUCAUGUGACUCACACUGCUGCUGAAUUUUUCAGAGAAAAAUGUGUCUUACUACUGUUUGAUACUAGUGUCAUUGUAGCACUUUACUGUAAUAUAUAACUUAUUUAGAUCAGCAUAGAAUGUAGAUCAUCUGAAGAGCACUGAUUACACUUUACAGGUACCUGCCAUUCCUACACUUCUCAGAGAGACAAUGCUGUGAGAUAGUUUUGGCAUUGUGUCACUACAAGGGUACAGUAAUCCCUGCACCAAAUAGGCAGAUGGAAAAAAUAAUAAGGCAGUCAUACUAAUGUUGCCAAAUACUUCAACAAUUGGCAAUGAAUAAAUAAGAACAGCUAGCUAGAUGAAUAAAUGGUUAGUUUUUACUCAUUCAAGAGGAACAGAUAAUACCUUAAUCUUGAGGGAUACUGCUUUUCAAAGUGUAGUUUUAUGCAUGUGUGUUUGUUUCCUUCUUUUUAUAAGAUGGAUACUAAUUCCAACGUUCUUUCCUCUUUGCCUUUAUAUUUUGGUUUUCUUUCUUAUAAGAUAGGUUUAUAUAUGUCACAGAUGACUGGAUUAAAUAAGUGCUAAGUUACUACUGCCAUAAAAACCUAAUAAUACAAUGUCACUUUAUCAGAAUACUGAUUUUAAAAGCUGAAUGUUCAAUAAGGGAAACAGUCAACUAACAUCAAAAUCUGAAUAGUUUUGUUGCUUGCAUAUGUGGAGUUUUACAUCUUCUUACCUGGUAAACUGGAUGGUUUUCAUCAUUUCCUGUGUCUAAACAUCAGGUUGAAAUUCCCAAGAUAUUAAGAAACUCUGCCUCAAGCAAGUGCCACACUUUCAAAUGUGUUUUCUCCAAUAUUUACUCAAAGUAGAGAAUAGCAUUUUUCAAAUUAAAAGCAAUAUUAAGCUAUA
Molecule: messenger RNA, 3393 nt
Organism: Phacochoerus africanus (Common warthog)
Lineage: Eukaryota; Metazoa; Chordata; Mammalia; Artiodactyla; Suidae
Gene: ITGB8
Product: integrin subunit beta 8
Exons: 14
Coding region: 51-2354 (767 amino acids)
Biological process (GO): cell adhesion mediated by integrin; cell migration; integrin-mediated signaling pathway
Cellular component (GO): cell surface; focal adhesion; integrin complex
Molecular function (GO): integrin binding
Source: RefSeq, a predicted model, not a curated record